UCCGCUCAGGUUACCACGCCUCGGCGGACCCACCAGGGCUCGGAGAAUCACCAGAGCUGGAGGAUGAAGGUCGGGAGGUCUCCAGUAGUCCUUCUGCUCCUUUCCGGGGCUCUGGUGCUGACCGAGACCUGGGCUGGUCCCCACUCCCUGAGAUAUUUUUACACCGCCAUGUCCCGGCCCGCCCGCGGGGAGCCCCACUUCGUCGCCGUCGGCUACGUGGAUGACACACAGUUCGUGCGGUUCGACAGCGACUCUACGAGUCCGAUGAUGGAGCCGCGGGCACCGUGGAUGGAGCAGCCGUGGGUAGAGCAGGAGGACCCGCGGUAUUGGGACGUAGAGACGGGGAAUGUUAAGGAAACCGCACAGAAUUUCCGAUUGAACCUGGACAAACUGCGCUCUUUCUACAACCAGAGCGAGGACGAGUCUCACACCUUCCAGUGGACGUACGGCUGCAAAAUGCGGGCGGACGGCAGCUUCCUCCGCGGUUAUGACCAGUUUGCGUACGACGGCGCUGACUACAUUGCUUUGAACGAGGACCUGCGCUCUUGGACCGCGGCCGAUAGGACAGCUCAGAUCUCCCAGCGCAUAUAUGAGGAUGUGCAUGAGGCGGAGGUCCAGAGGAACUACCUGGAGAGGGAGUGCAUAAAGUGGCUCAGCAGAUACCUAGAAAAAGGGAAGGAGACUCUGCAGCGCUCAGAUCCUCCAGAGACACGCGUGACCCACCACCGCAUCUCUGAGCGUGAGGCCACCCUGAGGUGCUGGGCCCGGGGCUUCUACCCCGCGGACAUCAGCCUGACCUGGCAGCGCGACGGGGAGGACCAGACCCAGGACAUGGAGCUUGUGGAGACGCGGCCGGCGGGGGACGGGACCUUCCAGAAGUGGGCGGCCGUGGUGGUGCCCCCCGGGGAGGAGCAGAGAUACACGUGCCGCGUGCAGCACGAGGGGCUGCCCGAGCCGCUGACCCUGAGAUGGGAGCCGCCCCCUCAGACCACCUUCAUCAUCGUGGGAGUCGUUGUAGGCCUGGUCCUGCUUGGAGCUGUGGCGGCUGGAGCCGUGUUGUGGGGGAGGAGGCGCUCAGGUGGAAAGGGAGGGAGCUACGCGCAGGCUGCCAGCAGUGACAGUGCCCAGGGCUCUGAUGUGUCUCUCAUGGCUUGUAGAGCAUGAGACAGCUGCCUUGUUGGGGGAUAAGUGAUGGAAGAUUCUUCACAAACACACCUGCUAACUGCUAUUUGUGACUUCAGGAACAUCACACUUCUCUUUCUGCAAAGGGCAUCUGAAUAAAUCUGUGUUCCUAUCAGCAAAAUGUGAGGAGGUGGGAGGCUGGCCUGCCACACCCCCUCCCCAUACUUUCUCGUUCCAGCAGAGGUGGGGCUGGCCCUCUGCAUCCCUGUCUGUACUUGGUGAUGCAUUGGGCUGCAACUUCUUACUCCCUUAUUGAAAACAGACUCUGUAUAUGAAACAAGAAUUUGUUUUUUCACUUCUUGCCAUUAAGGGCUGAUGGGACUCAGCCAGACUCUGAAUCACUAUCAUCAGUGAUAUAGCUCAGGGUGGGGAAUGGUUUUAAAUCUACAUUUAAAUAUGUUUUGCAUUUCUCUUCAGAAGAAAAAUAUAUUGAGACAUUAUGUUGGGAGUUACCAUGCGGCAGAGUCAGGUGGAAUGUUUAGGAGUGGGUCCCAGGUCACCAUGAUAAAAUCUCUGAUGUUUGUUCUCUGAAACUAUUCCCCAGAUACAUUUCUGGGGAAACAAACAAUGUUUCCUCCCCAGCAACAAACAAUGUUUGUUGCUGGGGAGCAAACAAUGGCGUCCCAAUUAUUUUCUUAUAUACAUAUAAAAUAGUAUAUGUAUGAUAUUGGGGUCUAAUGCUAUUUUGGGGAAAGCCACAGAACAGUCUCGAGGACACAGCCAGGAACAGAUUCACAGUCCAGCCUGGGUCAGGUCCCACCCACGAACCACUGCCCUGCUGCUGGGCACAGAUGUCACCACUCGCACAACUGACUCCCCUGACGCUGGACUCUGGACCUGCGGUAAGGACUGCUGUCUCUGCUGCUCCAGCACCUGGACGCUGUUGCUGCCACUCCUGCCACCCUUACCAAGUGCACUGUGCACAGUGCCAGCCUCUCUCUGUCACCACAUCCUGAAGUAGAGUGGCAUGUGGUCACCUGACUGGUGGAGCCUUGUGCUGUGUCCAGAUGCACGAAUGUUGAGGGAUGUGGGUUUCCCUCUUUUAUGGAGGGAUGUUGGUCUCUGCCUCUGACCAAGACUCUUCAUGAGUGGAAUUCUUUCCAUGAGGAAGAGAGUUCAGGUGCUGCUGGGGUGAAAGAUGGAAAAGAAAGACGAGUUUCAAUUCUUGGAGCAAAGAUCUGAGAUCGAAAUUUCUGGUACUUUUCAGGCACUCAGGUUUUGCUGGAAGAACAGUGACUAAUAAAUGCCAUAUUUCCACUCAUUCUCUUGAUUCUGUGUUACUAG
Messenger RNA from Pteronotus mesoamericanus, 2466 nucleotides. RefSeq names its product patr class I histocompatibility antigen, A-126 alpha chain-like. The transcript has 8 exons. The coding region runs from base 64 to 1164 and encodes 366 amino acids. NCBI's taxonomy places the organism in Eukaryota, Metazoa, Chordata, Mammalia, Chiroptera, Mormoopidae. Gene Ontology annotation, biological process: antigen processing and presentation of endogenous peptide antigen via MHC class Ib; antigen processing and presentation of endogenous peptide antigen via MHC class I via ER pathway, TAP-independent; immune response. Gene Ontology annotation, molecular function: peptide antigen binding; signaling receptor binding. The record is from RefSeq and is a predicted model, not a curated record. Gene Ontology annotation, cellular component: external side of plasma membrane.